CCUUGUCAUUGGACCAUUUGACUUCACGGCAAUUUACAUAAAUUGCGAUUUCGCAACGAGUCUUCUUUAAAAGGGAUUGCUGUUGACAUUUCACUUAGUUGCUCCAUGCAGUGCACACAAAUAGAUUUCUGGUCAUCGCAGGAAUAAGAGACUCACUAAAACGCUGCAACAUUCAAAAGAAAGAGGACUUGAACGAUGGACAUCCUUCAACAAGUUCUUCCACUGGAGGGACUCGCGCAUCCUGCCAGCAUCACCUCUAUUUUAAUACUUGUAGUUUUGUUCCUUUACUGGUAUGGAACGCGUGGCUUCGCAAACCUCAAGAAGCUCAAUGUUCCCGGUCCUAAACCUAUUCCGUUUAUCGGGAACUUUCUCGAAGCGAGGAAGUACGAUGGGAUUCAUUUAAUGCAUCUCGACUACAUGAAAAAGUACGGCAAAGUGUUCGCCAUCUGUUUAGGUGAAAAACCUGCACUGGUCGUUGCAGAUCCAGAGUUACUCAAACAGAUAAUGAUCAAGGACUUUCCAAACUUUCGCAAUCGCUUUCAAUUUAUAAGGCCGAGUCCUUCGUUCAACAAAAACGUUUUGAAUGCAAGAGAUGACACAUGGAAGCGAAUCCGUAGCACCCUGACACCCACAUUCAGCGCUGGGAAGAUGAAACUGAUGGUGCCGUUAAUCGAGACUUCGUGUGAUACGCUGAUGGAAAAACUUCAUAAAAUUGCUGAUACAGGUGAGAUUGUAAAGAUGCUUGACUGGUUUAGUAAGCUAACGCUCGAAGUCAUUUUGUCGACUGCAUUCGGCGUGGACGCAAAGGUUCAACUGGGUGAGAACACCGAAAUGCUGGAGAAAGCCAAAGCAAUUUUCAAAGUUCCAAACAUUUUUCGACAGAUGGCUCGCCUUCCGUUUGGCAAUUAUUUACUUAGGCUGAUGAUCCGGCUUUCCGGAACUGAGUCGACUUAUUUUCAAGGCGUUGUCAGAGAGAUCAUCAAAUCCCGUCGUCAGCAGGGGCCCAGUGCACGAAAAGACCUGCUUCAACUCAUGAUGAAUGCAAAUGAUGAAACCACGGUGGAAGGGGUCAGCAGGCUUUCUGAUGACGAGAUUGAGGCACAGUCUAUUAUCUUCCUAUUGGCUGGCUAUGAAACGUCGAGCAACACGUUGGCAUUUACUCUGUAUUACCUGGCUGUAAACCCGGAUGUGCAAGACACUCUGAGGAAAGAGAUCAGCGAAGCCCUUGAGUCCAACGCUAAGAAACCUUUGUACGAGGUCGCCCAGAACAUCGAGUAUCUUGAUUGCGUCAUCAAAGAGUCGCAACGAUUACAUCCGCCAGCCGCCCAAGUCAACAGAGAAUGUUCCGAAGAUUAUGACCUCAAUGGCAUCCACAUUCCUGCUGGAACAGAGGUAAUCAUUCCAUUAUACGCUCUACAUCACGAUCCCGAUGCCUGGGAGGAGCCAGAAAAGUUUGAUCCGGAGAGGUUCCGUGGACCCUCAAAAGAUGCCCGCCAUGCCUUCCAGUUCAUACCUUUUGGUGCAGGGCCGAGGAACUGCAUCGGAAUGAGGUUUGCUCUUUUAGAAAUCAAGGUCGCCCUUGUCAGGAUUCUGAUGAAAUACAAGUUUGUUCAAUCUCCCGAGACACAAGUUCCUUUAGUGGUUCAUUGUGGUGGCACUCUGUCUGCAAAAAAUGGUGUGCGUGUUAGGGUGGAGUCCGUAAUCUGAAGGUGAACUGGAUUUGAUUGAAGAAAGUCUUGAACACCCAUUAUAAGUUCUUUUAUACACAAAUAACUCCGCUGAAAAUGUUAGUAACAUUAGAGAGAUUUAGCACCGCGUUUACGUGAAACGUGAACGGCAAGAGUGACCACGUGACCUCGUUUUUCCCGCCA
Molecule: messenger RNA, 1871 nt
Organism: Stylophora pistillata
Lineage: Eukaryota; Metazoa; Cnidaria; Anthozoa; Scleractinia; Pocilloporidae
Product: cytochrome P450 3A8
Molecular function (GO): heme binding; iron ion binding; steroid hydroxylase activity
Source: RefSeq, a predicted model, not a curated record